GAAAGGUAGCCACUGUCGUUCAAAUGUUAACCCCUCGGUGGUGAUCGAGAAAAAGAAAAACGAAAAAUCAGAGUGAGGAAGAAAGAGACGACCGACUGGCUCCCAUCGAAGAAUUUCUUCGGAGAAAAUGAGUUAUGAGUGGGUCUCACUUCCCCUAUGAAGGUGGCUGUAGGUUCAUGCCUGUAAUGGAGAUGAGUGCUCACGAUGUUUCAUCUGCUAUUUUUAAAGCUAAAAGUGCUCAUUUCUCGUUAGCGACAUCUUCUGAAGAAACCUUUUCAUCAUCCCCAUCACCAUCAUCAUCUCCUUCUCCAUCACCAUCAUCACAUGCACCACCUAGCGGUAGUGAAUCAGCCCCAUACAUAGGACAAGUAUUUUCUGGUGAUGAGGCUGCUUAUAAUUUCUACAAGAACUUUGCCAGGAGUAGGGGAUUUGCAAUUCGGCGUCAGAAAGCCACGAGAAAAAGAGGGUCAUAUGAGACAUCUAUUACCAGUAGAUAUUUUCUUUGCCAUCGAGCAGGAUAUCCUGUUCAAAAGGCGGAUGGCAACAAAGUUCAGAGGUGCAAAUGUGGAGCAGGAAUGGGAAUAAAGAGACUUUUAUCAGGUGAUUCAAGAUGGGUAGUUAUUCAUUUUUCUAACAUUCAUAAUCAUGAUAUGAUUGAUCAGGCGAGAUUAAGUUUCCUCCCAGCUUAUUGCAAAAUCACAGAAAAUGACAAGAACAGAAUUGCAACUCUUGCUAAGGCUGGUGUUGGUGUGAAACAAAUUUUACGUUCCCUUGAGUUGGAGCAUGGUGUUGAGUUGGGUUGCUUGCCAUUCUCGGAGAAGGAUGUUAUAAAUUUCAUUCAAUCAAUUAAGGUGGUUGUUAAUGAAAAUGGGCAGGAUCUAUUAGGGCAAUGUUCUAAUGCCUCGUUGUUUAGCGGGGAAAACUCAAGUAGUUCAAACCAACUUGACUUGCAAGUGCAGAGAUUACAAUUGAUUGCAUCAGACAUCAUCAUGGAAUUUAGAAGGAGCAGUGUAGAUUUUGAGUUAGUUCGAGAUGAAUUGGUAAAGGUCCGAGAUCUGGUUAAACGGCUACAAAGCAAGGGUGACACGACAUCCAGGAUAGCACCAAACUCAUUAGUUUUAGCUGGAACAGAUACAUAUGUCAAUGGCAUAGGUCUUACUUCUGGAUAUAAUCCUUUUCAAAUAGUUGCUAAUGGACGAUAUGUGGGCAAAAACCAUGAAGAAGGUACUAAGCUGGCCAAGAAACCAAGGUACUGCAAGGUGCCUUCCUGUCGCCAAGCUGGUCAUGAUUCGAGAAAUUGUCCCAUGAGAAAGGUUGCACAGGUGGAGCUUGGUGUCCAGAAUUCUGUCAGCAGCACCUCAGCCAAAAAACCUAGAUAUUGCAAGGUCCCUUCUUGCGGCCAAACUGGUCAUGAUUCCAGAAAUUGUCCCAUGAAAAGGCCUCCACAGCUAGAGAUCAGUAGCCAAGCUUCUCUCAGGUAUUGCAAUUCAUGUGGCCAAAGUGGUCAUGACUCAAGAAAUUGCCCCAUGAAAAGGGCUGCCACCCAGCUGCAAAUUGGUAGUCAGGCUCCUGUCAGUUUAGUGCACAAUCCUGCCCAAUUAGCUGGUGAUGCAACCCCUCUAAGUGAUAAGUCAAAUGGAGAUAGCAACUCAGCCAAAAAACCAAGGUACUGCAAGGUGCCUUCUUGUGGACAAACUGGUCACGACUCAAGGAACUGCCCCAUGAAGAGAGCUAGCGAAUCUAUGUUUGGACUCCAGUCUGCGAUCAGUUUAAUGCAAAACCAUGUCCAGAAUGCUAUUCAGGUUCCCUCGACAGAUGGAAUUUUGAAAGUCAUUAGUGAACCAGUGAAAAGACCUAGAUACUGCAAGGUGCCUAAUUGUGGCCAACCUGGGCAUGACUCAAGAAAUUGUCCAUUGAAAAGGGUUACUGAGUCGGAAAUUUUAAUGCAGCCUUUAAACAAGAUGGAUUAAUAUCAGUUGUCUACCUGCAACUAAAGUAAAAUUCUCCAUCUGUUCCCCAAUGGACCAACCUCCGUUCUUAUUUUUUGAGAAUGAUAGUAUGCGUCUCAUGUGACCCUUUUCAUCUGCACCUGCUUAAGGGUCAUGCUCGCUCUGUUAAACACACAAAAGAACUGUUUUUUAGGAACUGUCCUGCCAAGCAGAAAAUGUAGGUAAAAGUGUAACCGUUCUUACUAGGGCUCUUGUAUGAAUUGGCUUCUUGUUUUGCUCAUGCUGCUACUCUGUCUCAGUCACUGCUCUGUGCGUCAAAGCUGUUGACUUUUUGUUAUUUGAUUAUUCUGAAGGCUGAAAAUCAAGUUCUACUAAUAUUUUCUGCUUCA
This is a messenger RNA of Nymphaea colorata (pocket water lily), 2338 nucleotides long. RefSeq lists its product as uncharacterized. The coding region runs from base 135 to 1970 and encodes 611 amino acids. The record is from RefSeq and is a predicted model, not a curated record. Gene Ontology annotation, molecular function: nucleic acid binding; zinc ion binding. The transcript has 8 exons. Lineage: Eukaryota; Viridiplantae; Streptophyta; Magnoliopsida; Nymphaeales; Nymphaeaceae.